Psilocybe cubensis is the source of this 2457-nucleotide messenger RNA. RefSeq lists its product as uncharacterized. Lineage: Eukaryota; Fungi; Basidiomycota; Agaricomycetes; Agaricales; Agrocybaceae. The transcript has 6 exons. Bases 1 to 2457 code for a protein of 818 amino acids. The record is from RefSeq and is a predicted model, not a curated record.
AUGCCACUGUUGAUGUCGCUUUGCCGUAAGGGUGCUGCACUUUUUUGGAUUAUCGCUCUACUGACACAGAACAGACCUUCAGUUGUAGCCAUCGAUAAGCAACGCAAUCCCUUUUUUACACCCCGCAAGGCAGCAACUGCAGGAGGAACGAGCAAAGUUACGCAGCUUCGCACUGUCAUGGCUUACGAAAUGGAGGGAGAAUUUAUCACCUGCGGAAUUGACGACUUUAUGUCACAUUAUUUCGCUUUUGUGCCCGACACAAACAAUGUUACGAGAUGCAUACAGAGGCAUCUGAUUCCAUCGGGCGUCGCCUACAUAGACAAAUCUAAGCUUGUACUCUCAGAGUUCCCCGACACCCCUACUAUUGACAAGGCCGUCCCAGGCAAGAAAAACGAAAUGGAAGUUUUUGCACCGCUGGUCAAUAUUGCCAACAACAUUGGCAAGUAUGUGUACCAGCACCAGCCUGGCCUCGCAGGGCCGACCCCCAUACGCAAUAAGUUCAAGUACCGAAACGUCCCAUACUCGUCCAUCAGCUCUGACAUACUUGGAUCGAACCACAAAGUGGACGCGUGUUUCACAUCCGAUCACGAUAAUUUCUUGAGUACCUGGGGAACAGCUGUAUCUAUUGAACAAAAGGUCAAGGUCAACAAUGAACAACGACUCGAUAAUAUGGAAAAGGUGCUUUCCGCCAAUGUUCAGGUCAUGAAUGACGAUGUCCGGCGCAUGUUUACAUACGGAGAUCCUGAAAGACUCAUCAAAAUCUUUAUGUUUUUCCUCUUCGCAACUGAGGAGCAGCUUGGAUACGAUCCAUUGGUGGAACGCCAAGUCGAUGGCCAAUACAUCUUUCGAAUUCGCCAUUCCAACCCAAACUCUAACGAUGCAGAUGAUUCUCGAUUCUAUCGUACUGUGAAGGUGCUCUCCGGCUACCGGUCCAACAAUAUCACUGGUCGAAUGCCUCGAGUAUGGACCGUUGAACGUUAUAAUCCAACUACUGGAAAAGCAAUGCCGGGCAGCCUGCAGGUCCUGAAGGAUGUCUGGAUCGACCAUAAUGCUCAAACGGAACGGCAAAUUCAAGAGGCGAUCUUUGAAGCGAUCAACAAAUUUGGCGACCAGGAGGCACCUGAGCAUCCUGACCUCAAAAUCAUUUGGGCACAGCGAAGGGAACUUAUUCAAUCCCGAGACUAUCAACGACUUUUCCUCACUAUCGAAGAUGACUAUGACGGUAGACAGUCAAAAGUAAUCGCCCCAGGGUCGCGCCGCAUAUGGGGUCUUUUCGACCCCGUUAGGACCUUUUACCAAUCGCCAGGAACAAAUUCUAGGCAUGAUACGGGGCACAUUCGCCCGAUUCAUACAUACAAAAAGACCAAUAUAGAGCGACAUUACGUGCCCAAGAAGCAGUAUCGAGUUGUAUUCAAGGAGAUUUGUCUGCCCAUAGGAUCAUUGCCAACGCUUGGCGAUGCGAUGGAUGUACUUCAGGACAUUCAUAUCGCGCUGCAACUAAUGUACUGUGCUGGUUGGGUUCACCGAGAUAUCAGCGACGGCAAUAUUCUAGCCUGCAAAAAACAAGGAUCUCAAUCGCAAUCUUCCACGAUUUGGCAGGCCAAGCUCAUGGACCUUGAAUAUGCGAGGCCGUUCCAGCGUCCUGACGAAGCUGCUGCUGAUCCGAAAACUGGCACGCCCUUUUUCAUGCCUAUCGAGAUUCUCAAGCAAGAAUACUUUUAUAGGAAAGGACUAGAGCAACCCGAAGAUGAUGUUGAUUAUAUUGCCUCCAGAGGCAGACGCCGUGCUGUAAAAGCUGCAAAAAAUGACAUUGUCACUCAUAACUUCCAACACGAUUUAGAGUCGGUGUGGUGGCUCAUUCUCUAUCUCAUAGUCUCUCGCGUCUUUAUUCAACCCCUCGAAUACUGGGAAGGUCGCAUUCUUGACGAAGGAAAAGCCGAGCGGUGGAUAUCCAGCGUCUUUCAAAAUCUGCUCCUUUUGUCGCAAGAGCGAAAGAGAUGCUUCGAUCUUGAUGGCACCAUCGAACAACAAAUCAUGGGCUUCACGCCCAAUCAUCUGGAAGGUCUGGUCGAAAGUCUAGAACUGAGCCAAACAGCUUUAAUGUCUUUUUAUCUUAACCGCGAGCGGAAGGAACAAAUAUACGAUCACGCCUCGUACGCCAGAGCUCAUAUCAACUUUGGUGAAUUUCUUGAAUCCGUUCAAACUCUGGAGCCUAAGACAUGGCGCCAAUAUGUACUCCCUCUCUCUGACCCUAUCAUAUCCACUCAAACCGACACCCCAGCCGACGCAGCUCCGGAAACCUCGGCUCCACAGCCCUCGACACAUGCGACAAUUCCUCCGAGGGAGUAUUUGUUCCGCCCCUCUAAAGUUAAGGCUAAACGAGGAUCUGAAGAAAAUCCCAACCGUGGUGCAGGAGGAUCCAAUAAAGGUGCUAAGAGAUCUCGCAAUGGUGUCUGA